AUGAGCAGUGAAAUAGCCAUCAGUACAAUUGAAACAGUUAAAAAGAAGCUUGAAAAAUACCAUUCUGCGAAACAAAGUGAUAAAGUUAACGAAUAUCUGUGUAAAUUGCUUAAUACAACGAUUACUCCUGCGUUACUACGCGAGACGAAAAUAGAUGUGCUUGUUGAUAAACUUGCAUCGAACAAACAGGCUAGUUAUCAUUCGGCAGCACAGAGUCUUCUUAAAAAAUGGCAAGAAAAGAAUCUACCACCAAAAAUGAUGAAUAACUCCAAAGUUAAAACAAUAACAAAUACAAACAGACCAGCUGUUGAAAAGAAGUUUUCUUUUAAACGAAAAUCUAAUGACGAUGAAACAAUACAUUUGAAUCAAUUAAGUGAAUCUCAGUCAUCUGAUGAAUUUAAAAAUGGUGACCGAGAUCAAUUAUCAAGUAAAAAACGUAGAGUUCUUUCUCUUGCUGAAUAUGUUAGUAGUAAAAAAUCAAUACCAACUACUUCAUCCAUGGUCGAUUCAGCACCAAAUCUAUUUACUGACACUCAAAUCGAAAAAAUCUAUGCUGAAUUUAAUGCUAAAAAUAGCGAAUUGGCUGCUAGCGCGCCUGAUCUUGCAACGAAUGUGAAUAAGAAAUUAAAACAAGUUGAUCCAAUAAGUAACAAUCGAAAUGAUUUCAUUGCUACUAGUCAAAAUUUAAAAACAAUAAAUGAACAACCAAAAACCAAAUAUAAUGAUAUUUGGGCAGAAGAUGAGGAUGAUGACGAUGAGGAUGAAGAUAAAGACGUUGGCGAUGCCAAUAUUCAUCAUAAACAGGAAAUUACUAAACCAUCUCUGCCUGUUCAAGACAAACCAAUAGCGAAGCACAAUAAUGUUAACACUCAAAAGGCGAAAAUACCAUCAACGACUUCGAAAAUAAAAAUAGAAAAUAAUAAUUUAAUGGCCGCAGCGAUUGCAUCAAGUCUUACAUCUGUAGACUAUCAACUAACGUCAUCUGAUUUAACAAAAUCACAACCAGUUGCCAUUUCAAAAAAGCCUUUUGAAUCUUAUAAUUUCCUUCGUGCAAAACCAGGACGUAUCGCUAUUUACUCUGGUAAACGCAUUACGGGUAUGAAUAUUCCAUCACUUCAAGAUCUUUGUAUUGAAACACUUAAAGAACAUAUACAGGAUGCAUGUCAUACACAUUUUUGUCGACUACCUUAUGAUAUGGUCAAACCAAUUCUUACUGUCGCAACACCUGAACAGCUACAUGCUAUUAUUGAUAAUAACCCAGAUUAUGCUGAUGAUGUUGAACCGUUAUGGCAACAUUUUUGUGCACUACAUUUUAAAGAUGCUAAACGAGAAGAAUAUGAAACUUAUUAUGAACUUUAUUUGCGUAAACAUACUGAAAACGAAGCACGACUACAACGAAUCACAGAACUUGCAAAGAGAAAAAAAGCUGAAACAAUUGACACUGCACGUCAUACAAAACCACUUAAUAUACGCGAACCCAUCAAUCGUCAUAGUAUAAAUUCAAAUAAAGUAACUCGACAAGUUCUUAAUCUUCCGUCAUCAAAAUCUCAUCGAGGACAAACGAAAGUUAAAAAACCAGCAAUCCCACCAUUGCUGAAAAAAGCUCUUAAAGUCUAUAAUGGAAAAAAUUAA
Molecule: messenger RNA, 1632 nt
Organism: Rotaria socialis
Lineage: Eukaryota; Metazoa; Rotifera; Eurotatoria; Philodinida; Philodinidae
Source: the annotation of a GenBank genome assembly